This is a messenger RNA of Sinocyclocheilus anshuiensis, 3182 nucleotides long. RefSeq names its product cGMP-dependent protein kinase 1-like. The record is from RefSeq and is a predicted model, not a curated record. Gene Ontology annotation, molecular function: cGMP-dependent protein kinase activity; ATP binding. Bases 1 to 2016 code for a protein of 671 amino acids. The transcript is spliced from 18 exons. Lineage: Eukaryota; Metazoa; Chordata; Actinopteri; Cypriniformes; Cyprinidae. Gene Ontology annotation, biological process: protein phosphorylation.
AUGAGCAAAUUAGACGAAGAAUUUGCCAAGAUGCUGUUGACAAAAGAGGAGCGGAUAACGGAAAUGGAGAGGCUGCUGUUGGCGAAAGAGCAGGAGGUGAAUGAACUGAAGAGAAAGCUGCACAAAUGUCAGUCAGUGCUGCCGAGCGCUAUUGGACCCGGACCCAGAACCAGGCGCGCGCAGGGCAUCUCCGCGGAACCGCAGACCUUCAGGUCCUUCCAGGACUUAAAGAGCGAAGCUUUGCGCAAACACCCCAAGUCGGACAGGUCUAAAGAACUAAUCAAAGAAGCCAUUCUUGACAAUGACUUCAUGAAGAACCUGGAGCUGUCUCAGAUUCAGGAGAUUGUGGACUGCAUGUACCCUGUGGAGUAUGAUAAAGAAAGUUGUAUCAUCAAAGAAGGCGAUGUGGGCUCCCUGGUCUAUGUCAUGGAAGAUGGCAAGGUGGAGGUGACAAAGGAAGGCAUGAAACUCUGCACCAUGGGACCAGGGAAGGUGUUUGGAGAGCUCGCCAUCCUCUACAACUGCACCAGGACUGCUACGGUACAGACCCUCACAAAUGUGAAGUUAUGGGCCAUCGACCGCCAGUGUUUCCAGACCAUCAUGAUGAGGACCGGACUCAUCAAGCAUGCAGAGUACAUGGAGUUUCUGAAGAGCGUUCCGACAUUCCAUGGCCUUCCGGAAGAAAUACUCAGCAAGCUAGCUGAUGUGUUGGAGGAGACUCACUACAGUGAUGGAGAGUACAUUAUCAGACAAGGUGCCAGAGGGGACACGUUCUUUAUCAUUAGCAAGGGAAAGGUGAACGUUACUCGAGAAGAUCCACCCAAUGGAACCCCUGUCUAUCUGCGGGCCUUAGGUAAAGGAGACUGGUUUGGAGAAAAAGCUCUUCAAGGAGAAGACAUCAGGACGGCUAAUGUCAUCGCCGCUGAAGCUGUCACCUGCCUCGUCAUCGACAGAGAGUCCUUCAAACACUUGAUUGGAGGUCUGGACGAUGUCUCGAACAAAGGCUAUGAUGAUGCUGGCGCCAAAGCAAAAUACGAGGCAGAGAAUGCCUUCUUCUCCAACUUGAAGCUGGUGGACUUCAACAUCAUCGACACCUUGGGAGUUGGAGGAUUUGGAAGAGUUGAGCUGGUGCAGCUCAAGAGUGAAGAGACCAAAACGUUUGCAAUGAAGAUUCUGAAGAAGCGUCACAUCGUGGACACGCGGCAACAGGAACACAUCCGCUCUGAGAAACUGAUCAUGCAGGAGGCCCAUUCAGACUUCAUUGUAAGGUUGUACAGGACUUUCAAAGACAGCAAAUAUCUGUACAUGUUGAUGGAGGCCUGUCUAGGAGGAGAGCUUUGGACCAUUCUUAGAGACAGAGGAUCAUUUGAAGACUCUACUACACGGUUUUAUACAGCCUGUGUGGUUGAAGCCUUCGCUUACCUGCAUUCCAAGGGAAUAAUUUACCGUGAUUUAAAGCCAGAAAAUCUCAUUCUAGAUCACAGAGGAUAUGCCAAACUUGUGGACUUUGGCUUCGCUAAAAAGAUUGGAUUUGGGAAGAAAACGUGGACAUUCUGUGGAACGCCGGAGUAUGUAGCCCCAGAGAUCAUACUGAAUAAAGGCCAUGACAUCUCAGCAGACUACUGGUCAUUGGGAAUUCUUAUGUAUGAACUCUUGACUGGAAGCCCACCAUUCUCAGGACCGGAUCCAAUGAAGACAUAUAAUAUCAUUUUAAGAGGAAUCGACAUGAUAGAAUUUCCAAAGAAGAUCACCAAAAAUGCAGGCAAUCUAAUUAAAAAACUAUGCAGGGACAAUCCGUCUGAGAGGCUAGGAAACUUGAAAAAUGGAGUCAAAGAUAUCCAAAAGCACAAAUGGUUUGAAGGCUUUAACUGGGAAGGCCUGCGCAAAGGAACUCUCACACCUCCAAUUAUUCCUCAUGUUGCAAGCCCGACUGACACCAGUAACUUUGAUAGCUUUCCUGAGGACAAUGAGGACCCUCCCCCAGAUGACAAUUCUGGCUGGGACACUGAUUUCUAAAACUGAAACUUGUAACAUGCCCUGCCCUGGAGUGUCCCGUGUGGUUCGUCAGCGAAGAGGAGAACGGAUGACGUCUAGCCCAGCUCUGUGACACCAAGUUGCCUUCGCCCACACUUCUGUCCUGCGGUGCCACUGGGGGCUUCUCAGCCCCCCGCCACACCCCACGACUCACGAAAACUGUCCUAAUCAGAAAGACUGGAGUCGAUAUUCCCAACACGGCCUCAGAUAUGGGCUCAGACCACCUCGUGCUGGAGCCGGUGUCUUAAAAAUGAGCCCUUAAUUUUUUUUCUCUGCUGUUUCAUGUUUGACUGAUUGCACAAGUAGUGGUUUCAGGUUUUAGGUCUGGGUCUUAAAAACAGAAUCAUAAGUAGAGACAGUACUAUGAUCUGGACUGAAUAUUGAUAAUUUUUCUACGACGUGAGGGUGAGCAAAUGAUAACAGGUUUUGCUAUUUUUUUUGUGGACUAUCCCUUUAAAUGUUUUUUUUUUCUUUCUUUCUUUCUUUUAAAGGCUUCUGAAUACAUUUAGUUUGUAUUAUGGGAAACUUGCAAGUUUUAAUUUUUUUUAAGACAAUGGGAAUCCAAUCAAAUAAUAAAUUAGACUCAAUACAGUUUGUGCUCCACUAGAGGGCAGGCUUUUUAUUAAAAUACACACUGUACUUCCCCAGAGGAAGGGCAGUCAAGUCGCCGCAUCCCUGAUAAAAUGUGGGUAAGAUCGGAAUUGUGUUUAUGAAGUUACAUAAUCAGCUCUAUUACUGAUACGAGACAUAACUGUCUGAAUAUUUUCUCCUGUCAUUUUCACCAAUCAUAUUCAUGACUCGACUCAUUUAAACAAUGACGAGAAGACUGCCUGUAGUCUAUAAUAGCUUGAACACAAAGUGCUGUGCUGGAAAACCAAUUAUGUAAUCUUAUUUAUUGUAGGACCAGGGGUAAAUGUUUAUGUAUAUAUAUAUAUAUACACACAGUGGUAAUAUUUUUGUGAUAUUUGUAGAGAUUUAUUGUCCGAGUAAAACUAGUCCUAUUGCCUUUUUUUGGGGGGGAAUACAUUUUACCUGUAAGCUAUUUUAGUUCUCUGUUAUCUUUACUUUUCAAGAUGGAUAUUCUGUGCUCACCAUAUAUCUUUUGGCAAUAUUGAAAGUGCCUUAACACAAUGACAUCCAUAAUUCAC